CAAAAAUGCAUCAGGUAUUUUUACCAAAAAGAAAGCAGCGAACGAAAAAACCCAUCCGACAAAUAUUCACGAAAGCGAAGUCAGCUUCUCAGAGCCAUUUACGACAUCAUAUGGCUCGACACUAUUUGGUUAAUCUUUGUCAUGUUGGCCUAUUACGGAUGCCUUAUAGCCAGGAUUCCUGUUCUAGAGAAUCUCAUCGCCUCCACGAACCAGUCGGAGCAGAGCACACUUAUUCUUUAUUUUGUGGUCACGAUUACGGCCGAGUCCUUGGUUUCGUGCUACUCGUUGCACCUUUGCAUGCGACUUGCACUACGAAUCCGCAGCGUGUUGCAGGCGGCAAUAUUCAGGAAGAUCACCCGCCUGUCUCCUACUAGCAGGAGCGACAACCCUCCGGGCUACGUAGUUACAGUCAUGGGCAUCGACUGCAUGCAGCUUUCCUUCAGCCUCAUCCAGUUCCCGUCGCCAAUGGUUGGCCUGAUGUGCAUGCCCCUUAUCUUCUACCUUCUGGCGGUUCGGGUCGGGACAGGACCUGCUCUCUGCUGCGCUGCAUGGGUGCUGAUCGCCAUAACUUUGCCCAUUCCGACGUCCAGACUGCAAAAUGCUAUCUGGAGGCGCAUCAUGAGAUGCCGCGACGACCGCCUAAAGCGUCUCUCGGACCUCCUGUCUUCGGUCCGACUGGUCAAAAUGUACGCCUGGGAAGACGCGUACAUGAAUGCCGUGAAGGAGCUCAGAGCCAAAGAGAUGGUUCCUGUCUUUCUAAUCAACAUCGUCGACGGACUGAUUGAUUCACUGUACAGUGCCUCCAGUUCUGUGAUGAUCCUGAUACUCUUUGGCACUCUAGCCCUCCUGGAUCCCACCCGAACGCUGAGUGCAUCGCUCUCGUUCUCGUGCAUCUACAUACUCUCCCUGACGGACAUGCCCACCAACAGCAUAUCUCAAAUUCUGCGGUUGAGAAGCAUAGUUUCUCUCGGCAUGACCAGGAUCAUCAAACUGUGCACAGAAGAAGAGCAGGACGAGGAACCUGCGGAGCACAAGGUGUCGCGCAAGACGGGUGCGCCAAGUCUGUCGUUAAGCGAGGUCGUCAUGGAGAAAUGCACCUUCGUAUGGACCAAGCGGAAAGAGUAUGUUGAGAGCCCAACUCUACGCUCAGUUUCCCUGGACAUUGCGCCGGGAUCUCUCGUGGGAGUGGCCGGUUUCGUGGGCAGCGGAAAGUCUUCGCUUCUCUCAGCAAUCUUGGGAGACAUGCACUGCAUAGAGGGCACCAUCAGGACGUCCGGCCGCAUCAGCUACGUCCCCCAAGUGGCCUGCGUGUACAACAUGACCGUCCGCGACAACAUCCUUUUUGGGGAGAACUUUGACUCGGUUCGUUACAACCGGGUACUGAAGGCGUGCGAGCUGCUCAACGACAUUAACAAGUUCCCCGCUGGGGACCUCACUGAAAUCGGAGAAAAGGGUACAACGCUGAGCGGUGGUCAGAAGCAGCGCAUUUCUCUGGCUCGUGCGGCGUACAGCCGUUCACACAUCUGCCUACUGGACGACCCGCUGAGUGCCUUGGAUCCUACCGUGGCCGCUAGAGUUUUCAAACAGGUGAUAGGAAACAAUGGACUUCUGAAGAAACAGACUCGAAUUCUGGUGAGCAACCAGGGCCACAUACUGAAAAACAUGAACCAGUUGCUCCUGAUGCACGGUCAAACAGUAAUUACGCAUCGGAGCAUCGACGACUUGGUUGAAGACGACCGAGCUCCAGGAACACUUCGCUUGGGUACCGAUAUGCUACCGUCGCAGAUGACUGUCGAUGCAAGCUUGGAACACACGAUGUCCAAUCAAGACCAGUCAAGAGGAAGGGUCAUAAAUGAGGAAUCGACGACAUCAUCUAUGGGGACGGCAGAAUUGGUGUGGACCUUAUGCAAGCUUGCAGGUUUCUGCGUGCCAGUUGGCAUGAUCUUCUUUGUUGCAAGUGCAGUGGCACUCGCGUGGCAACAACUCUGGAUUAAAGAGUGGACGGAUGCUAACUCCGAAGGCAGCACCGUCGAUCCUCACAGUCCGUCGUGGGUAAGAGGUCUGGUGGCCCUGUGCCUGUUAGACGUGUUGUUCCGUAGCAUCGGAGGUAUUUUGUUCGCUUUGAGCAAUCGUCGGCUGUCCAUAAGCUUGCACCAGUCGAUGCUGAGUCACGUCCUGCACAGUUCAGUGACGUUUUUCGACUCCACGCCUCGGGCAAGAGUGUUGAACCGAUUCACAGUUGACUUGGAGUCGAUCGACUGCCGACUGUACCUGAGCGGAAAGUGUGGGAUCCAAGACUUACUGAUAACACUGUCCAGACUGUCCAUCGUUGGCAGUCAGACGCCGCCUGUGCUGGCGGUGGCGCUGGUCGCCGCCACACUUAUGGCUGUGGGAAUGGCUCUUGCCAUAAAGGCAUCCAACUGCGUCCGAUUCGAAGAAAGUGCCCAAGUGUCCAAGGUCUUGCAACACGCUACGGAGACCAUAGAGUCGUUGAGCACUAUACGGGCUUACGGAGCCGUGCAACGCUUCUGCAAGCAUUUCUGCCGAUUGACCGAUAGCAACAUGCGGAUGAACUACGGAUACCUGGCUUGCUUCCGGGUGUCGAAGGUUCUGACCAGCCUCCUGGGUUUUGUAAUUGUGCUGGCAACACUCAUAUCCGCCACUCGGUUACCUUCGGAGGGAGACUCCAAGUCCAGCAGUGUUGGCCUGACGCUCAGUUCAUCUCUGGCGAUACCAAUGACAUUAAUGUCCCUGUGCAUGGUCCUUUUCCAACUCUUUCAACUAAUUGUGUGCUUCGAGCGCACCGUCGAAUAUACAAAGCUGCCGGAAGAGGAACAAGUCGAAAAGCUGAUAACGAACGGGGAUCCAAAGCACGUGAAUCAAGGCUCACGCGGAGGAGUAGCUCUACAGGCAGAGGAAAGCUGGCCCAGUGAAGGUCGAGUGGAAUUUGAGGACUACUCAACGUCCUACAAACCGGGGGUUCUACCCGAGGUGCUAAAGGGAGUGACGUUUUCCGUUGAGGGAUGCGAAAAGGUGGGCGUCGUGGGUCGAACUGGGGCCGGAAAGUCUUCGCUCGUUCUGGCUCUGCUUCGUGUGCUCAAGGCCACGCAAGGAUGCAUCAGGAUUGACGGCGUGGACGUCAACCUAGUUCCCUUACGAAGACUCCGAUCUGCUGUCACCAUCAUUCCGCAGGACCCCGUUUUGGUUCGAGGAAGUCUUCGGGACAACCUGGACCCAACCAGGUCACACACGGACGAAGAACUUUGGCGUGCACUCCACCAGGCCCACUUGGGAAACGUCGUUUCGAGCCAUCCUCAGCAGCUCCUUCUCGAGACAGGAGAUGGAGGAAGCAAUCUCAGUGUGGGUCAGCGGCAGCUCGUCUGUCUUGCUCGUGCCCUGAUUCGAAUGCCGCAAGUUCUGAUCCUGGACGAAGCCACGUCGCAGAUGGACGGCGACACAGACCGCCUGAUCCAGGCUACCCUUCGCGAGAGUUUCGUGCGCUGCACAGUGCUGGCCAUCGCACACCGAAUUCACACCGUGCUCGACUAUGACAAGAUCCUGGUUAUGGGCGACGGCAGCGUCCUGGAGUAUGGAUCUGUCACGCAACUUCUCUCCAACCCUGCAUCGAUGUUCAGCAGCAUGGCUCAGAGUGCAGGCGUCGUUCCAUCACUAGACGACAAAAAGAAUAGCCUCUCUAGGUCUAAAUUCUGACACUAUCUUCAUUUGCCGAAAAGCGUUUGGAGUCGUGAUUAGGAGGCUUUCGAGACAGUAUGGAGGGCGUAUGAAUGAACUGUCUCUUAUUGUGAUACGUCUGCAGUCAACCGUGAAACAGUGCCACCCU
Molecule: messenger RNA, 3841 nt
Organism: Ixodes scapularis (black-legged tick)
Lineage: Eukaryota; Metazoa; Arthropoda; Arachnida; Ixodida; Ixodidae
Product: ATP-binding cassette sub-family C member 3
Exons: 21
Biological process (GO): transmembrane transport
Cellular component (GO): membrane
Molecular function (GO): ATP binding; ABC-type transporter activity; ATP hydrolysis activity
Source: RefSeq, a predicted model, not a curated record